CCCCUCCUGUGAACUAAAGAGUCGCCGCGGACAAGCAGGCCCCCAGAUGGGGAGCCAGCCUCUGAGGUGGCGGGCCCUGCCCGGCCUCCCAUGCCCUCCUGGGCCCCCCACAGCCCCCUGGCUCCUCCUUGGCCUGCUGCUGCUGCCCGGGACCCUGCGACUGGCAGGAGGACAGUCAGUGACCCACACUGGCCUGCCCAUCGUGGCCUCCCUGGCCAACACAGCUGUCUCCUUCAGCUGCAGGAUCACCUAUCCAUACACUCCCCAAUUCAAGGUUUUCACAGUCAGCUACUUUCAUGAAGAUCUCCAGGGACAAAGGAGCCCUAAGAAGCCGACCAACUGCCACCCUGGACUGGGCACAGAGAACCAGAACCACACCCUGGACUGCCAGGUCACCCUUGUGCUGCCGGGUGCAUCAGCCACUGGCACCUACUACUGCUCUGUCCGCUGGCCACACUCCACGGUGAGAGGCAGCGGCACCUUCAUCCUGGUCAGAGACGCAGGGUACCGAGAGCCCCCGCAGAGUCCACAGAAGCUCCUGCUCUUUGGCUUCACCGGCCUCCUGAGUGUCCUGAGUGUAGUGGGCACGGCCCUGCUGCUCUGGAAGAAGAAGCGGAUGCGGGGUCCAGGGAAGGACCCCACCAGGAAGUGCCCAGAUCCAAGAUCUGCCAGCAGCGCCAAGCAGCAUCCUUCAGAAUCUGUCUACACAGCUCUGCAGCGCCACGAGACCGAGGUCUAUGCCUGCAUCGAGAGUGAGGAUGGCAGCCCACCCGCCGCCAAGCAGAGCCCCCUCUCCCAGGAGAGACUGUAUAGAUUCGAAGAUGCUGGCGAACUUAACCUGGUCUAUGAAAAUCUCUAGGCUGGGCUGCACUGUUCAUAGAGCUUGCCCUGGGUCAGAGGACCGGGGCAGCCCCUGCCACCAAAGGACUUGACCUGAGUUGGGAGUAAGGCCCCCAGGGACACCCCAUCAUUUCACCCUCACAUUCAAGGCCCUUCCUGCCUUGGCCGGCUCCACUGCCCCCCAUUCUAUGCCCCAGCCGCCAAGGCUUUCCCAUCUUGGGGCCUUUGCCCAGGCUGUUCCUUCUGCCAGGCAGGCCCUUCCUCCCUUGGCCCAACCAGCAAAGUGCCCCUCAGUCUUCAAGGGCUUUCCUGGAUGCCACCCUUGCCCACAGCCCUGCUCACUGCCGCAUGCUGACGGAGCAGCAUGCUCUCUUGGCUCUCUUGGCACCAGCCUGCACCUCAGCCAGCAGGGCAGCCUCUGAGUUGAGGGAGGACCCUGCAAGGGCACCUAGCACUGCUGUGUGGGGAGCCGAGGUAUGGAGGAGCUGGGGAGCAGCUAUGCAAAUCCCUACCUGCCCAGCUGGGCCAGAGGCAUGAGGCAGCCAGGCAGGGUGGGAGCAGGGGCUGGCGUGAGAGGUCUGGGGGACAGACAAGGAUGAUGGACCCCGCAGAGGAAAGACUGGGAUCAGGGACAGAUCUGGAGGCCCAGGACAUGGCUGAGAGGUGGUCAGCGGGCUGGGGGCAUGGAGCAGAGAGGGCUUGGGUACAAGCCAGUGAGGAAGGAGACUCUGGCAUGUUUGGGGUGUGGGCAGAGGGACAGAUGAGGGGAGGAGGGUGCUGGCUAAACAGGAGCUGAAUGAAUGGCCUGAAGCUCCCCCUCCCAGGGGUUCCCACUCCUAUUGGCCUGGCCCUGUACAGGCACUGUGUCACCUCCUUGGUCACCCUCUGCUCCAGGACUUCUCCACCGCAGGACCUCAGCUGUCCCUCCUUCUACCCAAGGUGGAGUCCCCCAAAGUCCCUUCUGUCUGGCCUAUCCUGUGCCCACCACCUGUGGCUUCAUCCAGCCCUCCUCCUCUAUCUUUAUCUGCCAUAGGCCCCAGCCCUGGCCCCCUGUGGAUUGAGGUCCCAAGCGGUCCAGCUGUGGGGUUUGGUGCUGGGACCCUCAAUGGCAGCCGGAAGGUCCCUCUGAGGCAGAAGCUCAGGCCCUAUGGGGACAGUGGCUCCCCAGUGCCUGGCCCUGAGCCAUUUCCGCUGUUUCGAGUGCCCACAUCACCCUCAUUUCCUCCUCACAGCAGCUCUGCACUGUGGCCAGAAACCCAUCCACAGGCAGGCAGUGGCUGGGGUCCGGGUGGCCCCGGGCUGUUGGGCUCUGCUUCCUCCCUCUGCUCCCCCAUGUCUCCCUGAAUUCUCCUACCUUUGCUCAUUUGUAAAAUGGGCAGGUCAAUCUUCCCACCCCACCGUGUGGGCUGCCCCAACCCCAAAUGUGCCCAGGGAGGGUGGGGAACCCAAGGCACAGGCCCCACCCCUGCCCCAAGCAGCACUGGGCUACCGGCUCGCAGAGGUACCUUUGGUUCUGCGGGUCAUGCCCCUCCCUGCAGGGAAGGGAAAGCUGGUGGUGGAGGCUGAGCACAGACUGACCUCCAGAAGAAGUCCCUCGGCCCUGCUAGGGUGGCGCCAGACUUCUCUGGUUCCACAGGACAGCCAGUGGCCUCCCAGCUUGGUUCUGGGCCCCCACCUGCAGGCACACAGGGCAAGGAGGGCUUUAGCAGGCUGGAAUAACCGAGUGGCAAGGCCCCUGCUCCCAGAGGCUGGAUUUGAAUGAACUCCGGGCCUGUUUGGGGAGGUGAAGCUGCCAGGUGUGCACAGGGGCCUCCUAGGCUCCUGGCUCCACCAGCCUGAGGUGGGGGCAAGGGUCAGGGCAAUGGGGGACAAUGCCGCUCAGGGUGCAGUGAGCUCCCCUGGGAAAACCGAAGCCAGCAAGACCAGGAGAGGGCCACCUCACUGGGCCUGCCUCCCCCACCUCCUGGGCCUCUCUGACCUCAACUCCUGGACCCUGGACCCUCUGGCUGGGACUCAGCAUUUUCCAGUCUUUUUCAGGGGUAGAGAGGGGAGCCUGGAUUAAACUUUACCACUGUGCCCUGGCCCUGGCAUCACCAACACGGCCUCCCUGCAGCUGCCCUGCCCCCGACAGACCCCCGAUUAAACCCACACCUGGCCUUGGCCUCCCCUGCUCCAUACCUUGCAUGGUUUUUGCCUCACCUGGAAUAAAAUUCCAACUCCUC
Molecule: messenger RNA, 3062 nt
Organism: Symphalangus syndactylus (siamang)
Lineage: Eukaryota; Metazoa; Chordata; Mammalia; Primates; Hylobatidae
Gene: NFAM1
Product: NFAT activating protein with ITAM motif 1
Biological process (GO): regulation of B cell differentiation; B cell receptor signaling pathway; positive regulation of B cell receptor signaling pathway
Cellular component (GO): membrane raft
Molecular function (GO): transmembrane signaling receptor activity
Source: RefSeq, a predicted model, not a curated record